AAGUUUAUUUUGAGUGUUUCAGGCAUCCUCAUCCCAGAGGAAUGCGCAACGUUCAGCCACGCAGAACAUCGGGCCUAAUGCGCGUUCAGAUCUUCGCGCGACAUAAAAAAACAUCAGAGUCGGUUUCGUCGCGUGCCAUGUAGGCGGUUAAAAUGUCAGUGUUUCCGGUCAAAAUCACGACUCUUAAAUUCGAUAAAUAGCGGUUACGUGUGGAAAAGGGAGGUGCGCGAACCAAAACGAAAAACGAGUAAUCGCCUGUUUCACGCGCCCUGCUGAAGAAACAGGAAGCGGAGAAGAUCUGCUCACCUGCACCGGACCGAAUGGAACAUUCGCAGUGGAUUUAGGCUCUGCUUUGGACCGCGUACACUGAUUCAGCCUGCCUGUUGUUUUUGAAGCUCAAGUCGACGCAUACACAACUUUUAGCACGGUUUCUGUGAAACCUAUCGGACAGACGUUUGAAGCUCGGCCACUGCUGGAUUAAUCGGCUUUGAAGAUGCAGCAUCCUCUUCCAGCCAUCAUGGAGCCAACUGCAAAAUAAUAGACCUUUAGAAAAACAGGUUCCCAUGGUUUGGCUCCGGUGUGCUAUCUGCCAUGCCUCCCGCCAAGACAGAUCAGCUGGAUCAGUGGGCGGAGUCGGGGCUGGAUGAAGAUGACCAGGUGAUAGUGGACUUCCUGUUGCCCACAGGAGUCUACAUCCAGAUGGAGGUUCCUCGGGAGAGCACUAUCCAACACAUCAAACUGCUGUUAUGGAAGGAGGCACAGACGUACCCUCUCUUCUCCCUGCUGGGGGAGAUGGAGGGUCACAUGUUUGAAUGUGUGAAUCAGGCAGCAGUGCACGAGGAACUGGAGGAUGAAAGCAGGCGACUGUGCGAUGUGCGCCCCUUCUUGCCGGUCCUAAAACUUAUCACACGCAACUGUGGACGUGCAGAGCGCCUUUUAGACUCUAAAAUCGGAGUGCUGAUCGGGAAAGGUCUUCACGAGCUAGACGCCCUGCAAGACCAGGAAGUGAAGGACUUCCGUUCCAAAAUGAAACGAAUCAGCGAGGAGAGGAUGCAGCAAAUGCAGCUGAUGUCCUGGGAGGACUGGCUCCGGUGCUGUUAUUCCCCACAGCUGGAGACAGGGUCUGUGGAGAAUUUGAUUGACAAGCAUGAAGGCGGGAUCAAAAUCACCAUGCAUCAUGACCAGUCACAGGACACAACCAGUUUGAAUGUGUCCUUGAACUGUACAGUAACUGAACUUAUGGAUCAGGCUCUUAAGAAAUUGCAGACCACCCGAAGAGAGUAUGUGUUACGUGUCAGCGACAAACUGGAGUUCCUAUUCGAAGAUCACCCUCUCAAUCAGUACAAAUACAUCAGGACUUGUUUGUUGGCUAAAGAGAGUCCUCAUCUGACGAUGGUUCACUGCAGUUUCAUAAAGGACUUGUUUGAGAAGGAAGUCAGUACUAUCGGAUCAGUGCUAGCACGCAAGAUGUCAAACCCUCCUCUUCCGUUGCCCCCGAAGAAGAGAGCUCCAACUCUGUUGCAUACGUGUGUUUGGAAGGUUCCAAAUGCACAUAUGUUUCGAAUUAAUCUUGUGAAGGGGAUUAAAGUCAAUGCUGAAGAUACUGCUAAGAUCCAGGUUCGAGCAGGGCUGUUUCACGGUACGGAGCUCUUGUGUAAGACAGCAGUCAGCAGUGAAAGCAGUAGUCGAUCUGAGCAUGAAUGGAACGCAACACUGGAGUUUGAAAUUGCUGUUUGUGACCUGCCACGGAUGGCGCGCCUCUGUUUUGCCAUUUACGCGGUCAUGGACAAAGUGAAGAAACAGAAAUCCACCAAGAACACACACCUUAACAAAUACCAAACCAUUCGCAAAGCAGGGAAAGUGCACUACCCAAUUGCAUGGGUGAACACAAUGGUGUUUGACUAUAGAGGACAACUGAAGACUGGAGACAUGAUCCUGCAUUGCUGGUCCUCAUUUCCUGAUGAACUGGAAGAAAUGUUGAACCCCAUUGGGACGAUUCAGACCAAUCCAUACACUGAGAAUGCCACGGAACUACACAUAAGCUUCCAUAUGUACUCAACACAACCUGUUGUAUUUCCUCCAUUUGACAAGAUACUGGAAAAAGCUGCCGACAUUGUUGGAGCCAGUGAUUCCAUGACAAUGGGUCGUGGAGGUAAGAAGUUUUAUAUCGAGCUUAAAGAGAUCAUGGAGAGAGAUCCGCUCUCUCAGUUGUGUGAGAAUGAGAAGGAUCUGAUAUGGACACUGCGUUAUGACUGCAGAGAAAACUUCCCUCAGUCUCUCCCUAAACUGCUGCUGUCUGUCAAAUGGAGCAAACACGAAGAUAUGGCUCAGCUGCAAGCGCUGUUGCAGAUUUGGCCCAAGCUGAGCCCUCGAGAUGCUCUAGAGCUCCUGGACUUUAACUACCCUGACCAGUAUGUCCGAGAAUUUGCUGUCAACUGCCUCAAAGAUAUGAGUGAUGAUGAGCUGUUGCAGUAUUUGCUGCAGUUGGUGCAGGUGUUGCGUUAUGAGCCGUACUAUGACUGUGCCCUCAGCCGUUUCCUCCUGGACCGCGCUCAGACCAGCCGUAAAAUCGGCCAUUUCCUCUUCUGGCAUCUCAGGUCUGAGAUGCACAUUUCAGCUGUAUCCGUUCAUUUCGCUCUGAUUUUGGAAGCGUAUUGCAGAGGCAGUAUUCCACACAUAGAAGUUCUCAAAAAACAGGUUGAAGCUCUUAAUAAGCUGAAAGCAGUUAAUGAGCUGAUUAAGCUGGGCACCAUAAAAACCAAGAACAAAACGAAAGAUGCCCAUCUUAAAGAGGCAAUGAUGACGUGCCUUAGACAGACAGGCUUCAUCGAGACACUUUCUGACCUGCAGUCUCCACUCAAUCCCAGCAUACUAUUCGCUGGAGUCAACGUGGAGAAGUGCAGGUACAUGGAUUCAAAGAUGAAACCACUGUGGAUUGUGUACAAUAACAAGCUGUUGACUGGAGACACCCUGGGCAUCAUCUUUAAAAAUGGAGAUGACCUGAGACAGGACAUGUUGACUCUUCAAAUAUUGAGAUUAAUGGAUCUACUGUGGAAAGAGGCCAACUUGGAUCUAAGAAUUGUGCCUUAUGGUUGCUUGGCAACCGGUGAUCACUCUGGUCUAAUUGAGGUUGUGUCUUCAGCGGAUACUAUCGCCAACAUCCAAAAAACAAGCAGCAACAUGGCUGCCGCAGCUGCCUUCAAUAAAGAUGCUCUACUGAAUUGGCUCAAAGACAAGAACUCUGGUGAUGCUUUGGAGAAAGCCAUUGAAGAGUUCACUCUGUCAUGUGCUGGUUAUUGCGUUGCCACCUACGUCUUGGGCAUUGGUGAUCGCCAUAGCGACAACAUCAUGGUUCGCAGUACAGGGCAGCUCUUUCACAUAGACUUUGGACACAUCCUGGGGAAUUUUAAGUCUAAGUUUGGAAUUAAGCGCGAGCGCGUUCCUUUCAUCCUCACACAUGACUUCAUCCACGUGAUUCAGCAGGGAAAAACUGGCAACACAGAGAAAUUUGGAAAUUUUAGGCAGUACUGUGAAGAGGCGUAUCUGAUUUUAAGGAGAAAUGGAAAUUUGUUCAUCACACUCUUUGCGUUAAUGCUCACAGCAGGCCUGCCAGAGCUCACAUCUGUCAAAGAUAUCCAGUAUUUAAAGGACUCUCUGGCGUUGGGUAAAACAGAUGAGGAAGCCCUUAAACAGUUUCGUCAGAAGUUUGAUGAAGCCCUGAGAGAAAGUUGGACCACCAAAGUCAACUGGAUGGCUCACAAUGUGGCUCACCCUUCGUAACCCAGUUACACACAUCAGACUCCAAACUGAAGUCAGGGUAAACAGGAAAUGUAAAACUGUUCACACAAACAAACAAACAAACACAGUUUAUUUAUAGUCUUAAUAUAUGGCCACGUGGAACAUACUGAUCUGAAGCAUUCUGUGGUGUAGAGAUCUUUAAUACUAAACCACUUUCUACAGCUUAUUGUCCUGUUGGAUAUCAACCCUGACUUGACAUUGUUAUAUGGGAUGUAAUAGUCUUAAAGAAGGGAACAAAAGACAAAAGAAUAACUCCAGUCGGUCCUUAUAGUAAGAAACGGGAGUUUCUGAACCAUGUGAUCCAGUUUGUGGCAGUGAUUGGACACCACAGGUUUUGCCUUCAGACUUAAUACAUAGACGUUUUAACGCACCGGGACUCACAGGCGUUUGGAGACGGACCAAUCAGAGCACAAACGUAGAAGAAGUGCAUCUUAUCCUACCAAUCCAAUACUAAACGUGUGCCUCACUGCACAAGAAAUGUUUUGUCUGUAAUUGUUUUUGUUUUUGAAAAACUGUAUGUGCCAGACUACUUUAUCAUGAUAAAUUGUUUUCAAAACACUGGAAUAAUGUAAUAGAUUAUACAGACUUAUGGGUUUUAAGCCUUUUAAUGGUAUAGCACUGUUCCUAUAGUCACCAGAGGUGGACAUUCCUGGUCCUGGAGGGCCACUGUCCUGCAAAGUAAAGCUCCAACCCUAAUUAAACACACCUGAAAAAUCUCCUCAAAGGCUGCAGGAUGACUUGGAAUGGCAUUCAGGUGUGUUUAGUAAGGGUUGGAGCUAAACUUUGCAGGACGGUGGCCCUCCAGGACCAGGAAUGCCCACCUCUGGUGAAGUGGAAAUGGAUUGCUGUAAUAGAUUGUUGAGGCAAGCACACACACAUUUUCACUGGAGGUAUUUUGAACUACAACACUGUUUGGGUUAAAUGUCUUCCCCUGUACCUCCUUUUUUCUCUCUGUGUAGCCCCCAGAUAAAUGUCAGCAUAGAUUUUAGGUACCUAAUUCAGGUGUUCACAUUUUUGAGAUUCCAUUUGACAUUUAGAUGGGUUAUUUUUUUUGACUGCAUAUCAAAACUAACAAUUUCAGUAUACAAAUGCAGUACACAAAAUACAGAGAAGACAUAAAGGGAGGUUAAAAAACUUCAGUGUACUGAUGAGCAGUAGUAAUCACUGAUUUAUGCUUUUUUUUAAACACAAGACAGUAAUAAAAUCUGCUGAUAAUAUGAUUUAUGUCUUUAGUGCUGCUUGUGCUGGAAACGAAUGUUUGUGUGCAAAUAAGAGGAUAGAUGUACUGUGACAUAAUGAGAUUAUUGAAAGGAAAGAAAAUAUUUUAAUACCAACAUUGAGAGAAUUAUUGACAUUUACUGUCCUUGAGUGAAUAUAAGAGAAAGAUAUGCGUCUAUAAUAUAAGUGAGAUUUUAUACUAAAUAUAGAUAUAUCUGAAUGUCUGAAAUUUUAUGUUUUUGAGGGGAUGUUUUGAUAAUAGUGCAAUAAACAAAAUGUUAAUGUACAAAUGUAGACACAUUAUAUGCGUGUGCCCAUGCUGCUGUAUGUUACACUGCUGAUCUUUUGUUUUUACAGACUUUUAAUACAGGCUUUGCUCUGUCUUGCCAAUUUCCUAGAAAUACAAUUAAAGGUAAUUUUCAUUCAGCCUUA
Paramisgurnus dabryanus is the source of this 5448-nucleotide messenger RNA. Lineage: Eukaryota; Metazoa; Chordata; Actinopteri; Cypriniformes; Cobitidae. The record is from RefSeq and is a predicted model, not a curated record.